AAAACACUUAAUACUCCAUCCCACCACCGCAUCAAGAACAACCAAAACAGGCGUUAAGAAGAUAAAAUAAAUAAAAAUGUCAUCAAUUGAAGAACCCUCUUCUCCCAUCGAAACCGAAAACCCUCUCCUCCGCGACUCAAACCCCCUCGUCUCCAACCUCGAGCAAGAAGUUCUAGACGAAUACUCCCGAUUACUUGGGAAUGUGAACAAGCUAUCCACCAAACUCUCCGACCUAGCCGGCUCCCCCUCCUCGCUCACACUUGACGGACUGAGGCUUCUCGAGCGCAAAACUGCUACGGUCUGCACGUUGCUCAAGGCGAGUGUGUACAGCAUUGUUUUGCAACAGCAGAUAUGGAAUGAGGCAGAAAGUGAAAGGAGGGAUGCGGAUGCUAGUGUCAGUGGUGGUGGUGGUGAUGUCGACAUGGAAGGGAAUAGUAAUAAUGAUCUGUCGAUGCAGCAGGGGCGGAGUUAUGCUGGGUUUGAGGGGGAUAGUUAUGCUGGAUUUCGGGGUUAAUUCCAUUAUUACCUCCCUUUUCUACGGCUAUUCUCCUGGUUUGGUUGGGUUUAUGUGGUGUUUUAUACCCUGUACUUCUAGUUUUAUCAUGCUUCGACUCCAAUAGAUCUGUG
Monascus purpureus is the source of this 627-nucleotide messenger RNA. NCBI's taxonomy places the organism in Eukaryota, Fungi, Ascomycota, Eurotiomycetes, Eurotiales, Aspergillaceae. The record is from the annotation of a GenBank genome assembly.